CGGAGGCAGGGGGGCAGUUCUCUCUCUCUCUCUCUCUCUCGUCGCCUCCGAAAGCUCGUAUUUUUAGCUCUCCUGAGCUCUCUCCCUCAUCAAGCUCUCCAAGCUCUCGCCAUGGCCAAGAACACAUGCAAGCUCUGCUCCCGCCGCUUCGCCAGCCCCCGCGCCCUCGCCGGCCACAUGCGCGCCCACUCCAUCGCCGCCGCCAAGUCUCAGAUCUCCUCGGCGUCCUCGGCCUCGACCUCCAUCGCGGCCGGCGGCGGCGGCGGCGUCGAAGACGACGCCGACGCCAAGAAGCCCAGCCCCAUCCAGGGGCACGCUCUGCGGGAGAAGCCCAAGCGCCGCGUCCGCCUCGCCGAGUCCGACUUCUCGGAUCGCGAGAGCGAGACGACGGACUACUACUCGCCGGACGCCAAGCGCUCGCACGACGGAUCGGGGGACGCGGAGCCGGUGAGCUCGGUCUCCGACGGGGACACCCCGGUGGAGGACGUCGCGCUGUCCCUCAUGAUGCUCUCGCGCGACUCCUGGCCCGCGCCGCCGCCGCCGUCGUACUACUCCUACUACCGCGCCGACUCCGACGACGAGGGCGACGCCCGCCGCCCGGCGGUCGCGGCCGCAGCCGCCGCGGCGCAGAAGCGGACGCGGUACGAGUGCCCCGCGUGCAAGAAGGUGUUCCGAUCGUACCAGGCCCUGGGGGGGCACCGCGCCAGCAACGUGCGCGGCGGCAGAGGCGGCUGCUGCGCGCCCCCGCUCAGCAACCCUCCGCCUCCCGCCCCCCUGCGGCCAUUGCCGGAAUGCGACGGCGGGGAGGAGGACCCGACGAAGGCGCAGCCGCACGAGUGCCCCUACUGCUUCCGCUUGUUCCCGUCCGGGCAAGCUCUGGGGGGCCACAAGCGGUCCCACCUCUGCUCGGGCGCCGCCGCAGCAGCAGCCGCAGCACCAGGCGCCGAUCCCCUCUCGGUCGCGACGAAGAGCCUGGGCUUCAUUGAUCUGAACCUACCGGCGCCCUUCGACGACGUGGAGCACUCCGCCGUGUCAGAUCCCUUCCUCUCGCCGAAGCCAGCGGGUUCUUGAAAGCAAGCAGAGCAAGCAAGCAAGCCGGCCGCUUUUGUCUCGCUCGCCUUUCGGUUGAUUCCAACGGGGACGAUUCGACGAUUCGAGCGAAGGAUCAGAGGGAAAGAAAGAGUUACUGCUUAACGAAGCAGCAAGAAAGGUAAAGAAACUGAUAAAAAAAGAGAGAGGAGACAUCUUUGCUUGGGUUUGGGUAGUUCUUUUCUCCUAGUAUUUGUUCGCAUUGAUUCAAUCAGCUACAAUAUCCAUCACCGUAGUCCUCCGUUUCCUUCUGUCUUUUUGUUUGUUUCAUUCAAGCCAUGGUAGAUUGGGGCAGCUAGAGCUAA
Molecule: messenger RNA, 1394 nt
Organism: Setaria italica (foxtail millet)
Lineage: Eukaryota; Viridiplantae; Streptophyta; Magnoliopsida; Poales; Poaceae
Product: zinc finger protein ZAT1
Exons: 1
Coding region: 112-1071 (319 amino acids)
Biological process (GO): regulation of DNA-templated transcription
Source: RefSeq, a predicted model, not a curated record